Chelonoidis abingdonii (Abingdon island giant tortoise) is the source of this 1975-nucleotide messenger RNA. NCBI's taxonomy places the organism in Eukaryota, Metazoa, Chordata, Testudines, Testudinidae. The record is from RefSeq and is a predicted model, not a curated record.
UACAAUCAGACUCUAAUAUGAUUUUAUUAUUCUGUUCUGUUCAGAGCAUGUUGUUGGACAAGAAGGAAGAUUUAGUUUUACUGAUUAAUGUUUUCCUGACUUUUUAAGGGGAUAAAUGUGUUCUGCAUUAACAGAAAACAAGAAAGAGGGAUGAAGAAGAUACAUAAUCAUAUACUUUAAUAAACUGGAAACAUAUUGUAUCCCUCUUGGUCCUCAAGAACAAGUGUGCACAGUAGAUAUAGUAUGGAGAUUUUCAUCAGUAUAAAAUAAAAAGUUCUCAUGUUUUAUCUUGUUCUAAACAAGACAUCUGAAUGAAACAAUGAGGAUUAUAUUGUUAAUUUUUCUGAACAGAAAAUCAUGUAUAAAAUGACUUGCAGAUUAUAUGAGCAAAAACAUCACCCCUAACAUCUGUACCUAUCUACAGUUGCUAAUAAAAGUGUUUAGAUUACAGGAAUUUAGGACAAAGGUUUUAGCCCUGCUAGCUUGCUGAUUUAAAGUGACAUGAUUUUUUUUAAACUUAAACGCUCAAGCCAAUAAUAAAAGAAAAAGCUGGGACUGAAAAUAGAGCUGGUGGCUCCAAUCCUGCAAAGAUUUAACUCAGAUGCUUAACUUUGUGCAUUGUGCCUAACUUAAUUGAGAUCACACACAGAACGUAAAGUUUAUGCUUAGCACAUGCAUAAAUUUAUGCUUAGCAUAUUCAUACAUUUUCAAAAGCUGGUCUUUUUGUGAGGGUCCCUAGGGUGGCUUAGCAGUCAGACAGCUCCACUUUAAGGUACAUGACUAGGGGCCAAGCAAGGUAAAUCAGAGCAGACAAUACUGAUCACUCAGUCUGAGUUUUCGCUCAGUCCAUGCUACUUCGUCCACUACUUUGUACCUUUAGUGCCGGAUUCUCUGGAAAAACAGUCCCUCGGAGCUAGAGGGUGGGCGCUUGGAACAAGGGCGGGGUCCUCUCACUCACUUACACAAUACAGAUCCUGCGGAAAGAAAAACUACACCUCCCAGGCAGCCCUGCAGGCGCUAUGCGGAGGAGGGAGUAUUGCUGCAGCGGGAUUCAUCCCGGUUCAGUUUCCGUAAGGACGUGUUUGCAGCAGCUGCUAUGCCUCUAUUGUGUCUCCUCCCUCCUGCCUCUCUGGAUGCUGCCUGUAGAGUGUGAGGCUACAUUAACAACAAGGUGUUAACCCUUGAGGGCUCAGCUAGAGCGAGGAAGAGUGCGCAGGAGAUGCUAGCUCACCAAACAGAAGAGCGAUCCUCCAGGAGCACCAAGGCAUUCCCUGGGAAAUACCCAUGUGAAAUCAACACGGUUGCCUAGGAGAAGCGUGUGGCGCUCAUGAGCAGGUCCCCAGAGAAUCCUCCCUGAACAGCGACUCAGGGAGAUUUGGGGAAUGGGGAGCUGCUGCAAGAAACAGAAGGGGCUCAGUAGGAGCUGAAAGAGGACAUUGUCCCCGAGCGAGGAAGUCUGUUUUAAAUUAGAGUGCAACCAGGCAGCCUGCCCCUUCCUUCUGUGAUAUACAAAUCAAAGCUGGUAUCCUCAGCAGACAACGACAAGAAUCUCUGUCGUUUUAGGAGAGCAUGGGGCACCCUGCGUUAGAGUUCAGCGACUGCUACCUGGACAGUCCAGAUUUUCGAGACAGGCUGAAAUGUUAUGAGCAGGAGCUGGAGAGAACCAACAAAUUCAUAAAGGAUGUGAUUAAAGAUGGGAACGCACUUAUCAGUGCUAUAAAAAGUUACUCUUCUGCUGUGCAGAAAUUCUCUCAGACUCUACAGUCCUUUCAGUUUGACUUUAUUGGGGACACACUAACCGAUGACGAAAUUAAUAUUGCUGAAUCCUUUAAGGAAUUUGCAGAGUUGCUUCAGGAGGUAGAACUUGAGAGAUCAAUGAUGGUCCAAAAUGCUAGUGAUUUGUUGAUCAAACCACUGGAAAAUUUUCGUAAGGAACAAAUAGGCUUCACCAAGACUUGACGACGAUUGAGCUUUU